Molecule: messenger RNA, 1104 nt
Organism: Adineta ricciae
Lineage: Eukaryota; Metazoa; Rotifera; Eurotatoria; Adinetida; Adinetidae
Source: the annotation of a GenBank genome assembly
AUGAACCACCAAGAUCAGUCACGCUCAAAUGAAAUCAAUUCAUGUCGUCCUAUUCCACCGCGACCAGCAAUAAUUACAAGAAUCAUUCCUUCAUCAAUACUACGUCCAAUAGUACCACACGAAAGUCAAAUACGAGUUUGUUCAGUGAAAGUGACAAUGGCAAAUGAAAGUGUCGGCCAAAGAACGCAAUAUCUAGAAACAAUGCCUCACAUACCACAGCAACAGCAAAGAUCUUUUAUUAAUUCAUCAACAGUGCAUCAAAUACGCUUUGCUAAUCAUCAGCCUGUUUCAACCACUGAACCGCACGGAAAUAGUGUGAAUCUUCGAAAUAGUGCACUGCAUCUAGUUAACAACGUCGUCGGUGAUGAUGAUAUCUGUGCAAUAGAUCAAGUUUUGUCCAUCCAUGAUCAGCAAUCACCAUCGUUAUCUCCAACUAUUAAUACUGAUAAAGCAAAUGUACAAACAAAUAAUGAGAAAACUCCUUUCUCUGCAUUUCUUAUUGAUAACUGUGAUGAAGAAGAACCUCCUAAACGUUUACCUCCACUUCAGUUUCCUCUAUCAGAUUGUUCAAUAGCCAACAAAGCAGUGCAAUCGUCUGAUGAUAGUAACGAGAAUGAGCAAUGUGGUUCAUUAAUGAAUGAGUUUGAUACUGCUGACGCUGAACAAGAACAAAUACUCCACCGACGAAAAGAAUUUUACCAACGAUUAAGAAAACAAAUCAAACUUGUUAAAAAGUCAAAAGGUACAGCGUGCGAAUCACAAAGUGACCAAAAUCGAAUCAAAUCAACUAAUUCAGAUAUCAAGAGACUUCCACAAUCGACUGUUACAUUAAAGAAGACAGCAACAAUCGGCACGAUGACGGAUGAUUAUGAAACAAACGAAAUUAAUACAAUUAUAGAGCAACUCAAGAAUCAACAAUUAGAAUUAAACCAAUUACGAAAAUCUCUCAUAAGAAUGUUGAAUGCAAAACAAAGUGACAACGUAAAUAGUAACCACGAUCAUCUUUUGAAAUUACUCGAUCAACCAAUGCUUUCGGGGUGUUGGUUAUGCUCAGGCAAAUCGUAUACUGAGGUUGCUGCACAAUGCAAUAGUACUGAAUCGUAA